AUGGCCUUUUCGCUACGCAUAGCAAGUGCAGCUUCAAUCCAGCAUCAACCAGGCUUCAGGUUUACACCUACUGACGAGGAAAUCGUGGUGCAUUAUCUGCGCCCUCGUGCAGUAAAUGAGCCAAUUCCCUCGGCCGUUAUUGCCGAUGUGCAAAUCAUGAACCACAAUCCGUGGGAUCUACUAACAGGUCAUCCCCACAUAUUCAAAUCAUUUUUUCACAAGAAACAAAUCCGCAUUUUGUAUCUUUUAAUGUCGUCUAAUGUGUACUGUGCUCCUGCUCCAAACACAGAGGGAUCCUCGGAAAGUACCGUCAUUGGUGGAGUGCCUCUGAUGAUCGGGUUGAAGAGAACAUUGGUUUUCCACCUUGGGAAAUCAGACAUAGGUGAGAACACUGAAUGGGCCAUGCAGGAGUAUAGCCUUGCCGGAGCCAGCCUCACACCAUAUCAUGUGAUGAGGCCCAGUACGAUCUUCACCAAGAAAAAUGAUAGUCCAUCUGAAGCUCUUAGCAGUGUGAAGGUUCCAGUCAUGGUAUAUCCAGACAAAUCUUGGGUUGUCUGUCGUAUGUACAAGAAGAGGAAGCACACUCCAGGUGCCGUCGCUAAUGUUUACAGUACUGCUGAGGGAGGGCAGGUCCCCUUCUACAACUUCCUUGCGCAGGGGAAUUCCAUUGGAACCGCCAGCUCAAGCAGCCGCACCAACAUAUCCCUGGAGGGGGCAAAGGAUGGUGAGGAGGUUAGGGAAGGCUCCAACGUGAAGGCUAACACCAGUGAGGUGGGCAAGUGA
Setaria italica (foxtail millet) is the source of this 783-nucleotide messenger RNA. Its product is annotated as NAC transcription factor NAM-1. Gene Ontology annotation, biological process: regulation of DNA-templated transcription. The transcript has 3 exons. Lineage: Eukaryota; Viridiplantae; Streptophyta; Magnoliopsida; Poales; Poaceae. Bases 1 to 783 code for a protein of 260 amino acids. The record is from RefSeq and is a predicted model, not a curated record. Gene Ontology annotation, molecular function: DNA binding.